AUUGAAAUAAGAGAGGUCAGGUCUGGAGGUUGUGGCGAAUUGCGAAUUUUCGAUUUCUAGGGUUUAAGGGGGGCGCCAUUUUUUCCGUACUCGACGGUGCGAACCAACAGCAGCUCACACAUGUCCUCUAGGGCUUAGCCAUCUCCCUCCUUCCUUUGUCUUUACCCUCUCUCUCUCUUCUUCUCCUUCUUCUUCCCUUAAUGUCGGAAAACUCCAUGGAUUCCAAGCCAAAUGAUGUUGCCACUAAUGGUGAACACGACGACGCCAAGCCCUUGAACCAUAAAGAUGAUGGGAGUAGACAUGACCCUCCACCUCAUGGCGACGGGGCCAGUGCUGGGAAAAUAUUCGUUGGUGGUUUACCGCGGGAAACGACUUCUGCGCAAUUUGUUAAGCAUUUUGGUGACUAUGGGGAGAUUACGGACUCUGUCAUAAUGAAGGACCGGAAGACUGGACAUCCCCGCGGAUUCGGGUUUGUGACUUAUGCUGAUCCCUCUGUGGUAGAUAAAGUCAUUGAGGACACACAUAUUAUUAAUGGCAAACAAGUUGAAAUCAAGCGAACAAUACCCAAAGGAUCCUCCAGCUCUCGAGAUUUCAAGACUAAGAAGAUUUUUGUUGGUGGUAUUCCUACAUCUGUAGAUGAAGACGAGUUCAGAGAUUUCUUUAUGCAAUAUGGAGUGGUUAAGGAACACCAGAUUAUGCGCGACCACUCCACCAGUCGGUCUCGUGGGUUUGGUUUUAUUACAUUUGAGACAGAGCAAGCAGUUGAUGAUCUCUUGGCAAAUGGGAACAGGCUUGAGAUGGCAGGCAGUCAGGUGGAGAUCAAGAAGGCGGAGCCAAAGAAAGCAAAUCCACCUCCAGCCCCUUCGAAGAGAUACCAUGAGUCUAGGCCAAGUUACAGUGGUGCCUAUGGUGGGGAUGCAUAUGGGGAGUUCGGAGGUGGUGGGUAUGGUGGCAGUUUCAGGGCAGGUGGACCAUACGGUGCUAGAGGUGGUGGAUAUGGUGGAUAUGGUGGAAAUGAUUUUAGUGGUUACGGAAUGUAUGGUACUGGUGGCAUGGGAGCUUACCGGGAAGACCCCUCCAUGGGUUACUCUGCUCGUUAUGGAGCAAGCUUCAGUAGGGGUUAUGAUUUUAGAGGUGGUUAUGGUGGACCCGAUGAGAGUUAUGGUGCAUAUAACAGUGGUGGUGCUCCUAAUACUGGUGGGUAUGCAAGCUAUGAUAUGGGCAUGGGGACUGGAUAUGCUGCUGGUGGUAGAGGCUCCUUCUAUGGUAGUAGAGGAGGAGGAGGAGGAUACGAUGGUGCGGGGAGUGCUCCAAGUGGUCGAUAUCAUCCUUAUGGACGGUAGUAACUAGCGGCAGGGGGAGCUUUUGUUAAUUGAUGUGCUACAAGGACGGCAAUGCUGAGGAGUCCCUGGUCCUCGAAAUAAUGAUAAAUAUGUGUGCCUCUUACCGUCACAAGAUUCCUGCCAUGUUCAUCAGGAUCACAAUUUUCAGAGAUUUAGAAUUUGACUGUACAAUUGAUUGUGACUAACUUGCUCAAGAUUAUGUAUCACCUAUAUAUGCCAUUAAUUUCUCCAUUUUGCUACCAACUUUUACGUUGUUUUAGUGACAUGGUUAUUUUGAAGAAUGUUUAAUGAAUUGCAAAUUUUCAGUUUCCUUCUA
Cucumis melo (muskmelon) is the source of this 1659-nucleotide messenger RNA. RefSeq names its product heterogeneous nuclear ribonucleoprotein 1. The transcript has 6 exons. Gene Ontology annotation, cellular component: nucleoplasm. Lineage: Eukaryota; Viridiplantae; Streptophyta; Magnoliopsida; Cucurbitales; Cucurbitaceae. The record is from RefSeq and is a predicted model, not a curated record. The coding region runs from base 201 to 1343 and encodes 380 amino acids. Gene Ontology annotation, molecular function: RNA binding. Gene Ontology annotation, biological process: regulation of gene expression.